UGGACUUGGAGGUGCGGCCGGGGCUGCCGGGCCGUCGGGGGGCCGUGCGGUCAGCCCCCAGUCCAGUCCCGGGAGGUCGGGCCGAGCCACGCUGGGCGUGGGUGUCCGGGGGGCAGGGGUGACGUCUGGUGCGCAGGAUGCUGAGCGCAGGGGCGGGGCGCCUGGGAGGUCUCGGGCUGCGUGGCACUUGGCCCCGGCCCUGCAGCGCGUGGUCAGUGACACGGAGGGGCUGGAGAGACCUGUGCGCAGUGUGGAGGGCGGAGGGAGGGCCGAACGCCGGCCCGGCCAUGCACGGCCCUGCCAGAUCCUCCAGGCCGGAGGACCCGGAGGUGGGGAGGCCCUGACCUCCGACCCCAAGCCCGGCCGGGUGGCUGGUCAGGGCAGACGGGGGCUGAGGUGUGGAAGAGGCUGACCACGGAGCACGUCGGGAGAGGCUCGCCACGCAGUGGAGCCUGGAAGACGAGGAGGAGGCUGCGCGGGAGCGGCGUCGGCGGGAGCGAGACAGGCAUCGGAGGGCCCAGGACCAGGAUGGAGGCAGCCCAACCCCAGAGCCCCCGGAGCAGGAGAAGCUGCUGCAGGCCCCGGAGGCCCCAGAACUGGAGGAGGAUGAGGGGUUCGGUGACUGGGCACAGAAGUCAGAGCUGCGGCAGCCCCUGCAGGGAGAGAGCCCAGAGGGGGAGCAGGAGGAGGCCAGCCAGCCCCCCGAAAAGGCCCCACGACUGGGAGGGGGAAAGGGGGAAAGGGAGGAAGAGAACGAGACGGCAAGGCGGCGGCGAGGGGCCGCGGGAGCGGAGCCGCCUGCCCAGCGGGGGCCCUGGUCCUGGCUCAGCCUCCUGCCCACCACCCGCUCCAGGCCCCAGGGUUCCCCAUCUGCCUCUGCCCUGUGGGCCCCAGGAUGGUGAUGAGCUGUGUCCAGCCAGAGUCUGCCUGGAGGAGCUGCAUCUGAACCCCAACUCCGAGCCCCAGGAGGGGCCGGGGCCGGAGCAGGCAGAGCCUGUGGGCCCAGAGGAGACGGGCCGGGGCAGCCCGGGCCCAGCAGAGGCCGAGGAGGCUGAGGAGAUGUUUCGUUUCCAGCACCAGCAGUGUCAGCGGCCCCGGGCGCCCAGCCCCUUGCUCUUGGAGGAGACCACCGAGCCGAGCUCGCCUCCCCUGAGCCCCAGCACCAAACUCAUCGACAGAACCGAGUCCCUGAGCCGCUCCAUCAAGAAGAGCAACAGUGUGAAGAGGUCCCAGCCAGCCCUGCCCAUCUCCAAGAUUGAUGACCGGCUGGAGCAGUACACCCAGGCCAUCGAGACUGCUGGCCGGAACGCCAAGUUAGCUCGCCAGCCCUCCAUCGAGUUGCCCAGCAUGGCCGUGGCAAGCACCAAGAGCCGGUGGGAGACGGGAGAGGUGCAAGCUCAAUCUGCUACCAAGAGCCCCUCUUGCAAGGACAUUGUGGCUGGAGACAUGAGCAAGAAAAGCCUCUGGGAGCAGGAAGGAGGCUCCAAGACCUCGUCGACCAUUAAGAGCACCCCGUCUGGGAAGAGGUACAAGUUUGUGGCCACCGGACACGGGAAGUAUGAGAAGGUGCUGAUGGAUGAGGGCUCGGGGCCCUAAGCCUUCCCUCUCGUGAGUCAGGGCAGCGGCCGCAGCAGCUGUCCUGAGCCGGGUGCAGGCUGGGGGCUCCCUCCACACUCCCCACCCAUGCUCCCGGGGAGUCCAGCCAGAUGCCCACCCAGCCCUGCCGAAGAAGCCGCUUCCCAUUGCCUGCCUGGCUGCCCACACCCCUCCAGCACCUGCCACUGCCACCACCUCUGUCCCUGGACCUCCGGCCUCUCUCCCCUCCGCUCCCUGACCCACCGGCUCUGCCUCUCACAGCCCGGGAGCAAUGGGCUUCUCACUGGUGCUUGGCAAAGGGGACCAUCCCCAGAGGCCACACACCCACCAGGAAGGGGUGUCCUGUGCAGAGAGCACACCAGCCAGGGGACAUCCCGUCAGGAGCCACCGAUGCCUGUGGGACCCUCCGGCCCUGCGUCCCUCCCUGCCUCCUGCUUGCAGCCCCUUCAUUUGUGCAAUAAAGCUCUUUCUGUCCCCACA
Messenger RNA from Eptesicus fuscus (big brown bat), 2076 nucleotides. RefSeq names its product lymphocyte specific protein 1 (gene LSP1). The coding region runs from base 529 to 1596 and encodes 355 amino acids. NCBI's taxonomy places the organism in Eukaryota, Metazoa, Chordata, Mammalia, Chiroptera, Vespertilionidae. Gene Ontology annotation, biological process: signal transduction. The transcript is spliced from 13 exons. The record is from RefSeq and is a predicted model, not a curated record. Gene Ontology annotation, molecular function: actin binding.